Corylus avellana is the source of this 2620-nucleotide messenger RNA. RefSeq names its product exocyst complex component EXO70A1. NCBI's taxonomy places the organism in Eukaryota, Viridiplantae, Streptophyta, Magnoliopsida, Fagales, Betulaceae. Gene Ontology annotation, biological process: exocytosis. The record is from RefSeq and is a predicted model, not a curated record. Gene Ontology annotation, molecular function: phosphatidylinositol-4,5-bisphosphate binding. Gene Ontology annotation, cellular component: exocyst.
AGACGCCAAAAGGCCGACUACCUUUAUAAUUCUCAAAGGUAGUGGAAUUGUAGGGGAGGGAGGAUUUUUUGUAAAAGAAGCAGAAAUUAUGAUAAAACCUGGCCAUCCUGUUCCGUAAAUCUUCAGGCAGUGUGAUUGUGCGGUGUCGUCUACGCUUACACAACGCAGAGUGGGCCACGGGACAAGAAAACUAAGCGCAAAUCGCAAGCCUCGAAGACCCAGCAGGAAAACAAUACAACAACACCCUGUCAAACGAAGAAAUUUCAAUUUUUUGACUUCUCUCUCUCUCUCUCUCUCUCAACUCUCUCUGCGAAGAAGAAGAAGAAGAAGACGAUGGGGGUGGCAGUGGUGGGGACGGAUUCACUGAGCGAGAGAGCGGCAAAGAUGAGAGAGUCGCUGCAAAAGAGCCAGACAAUCACUGACAGCGUGGUCACCAUCCUGGGAUCCUUUGACCACCGCCUCUCGGUACUCGAGACCGCCAUGCGUCCCACUCAGAUUAGAACACAUUCUGUUAGGAAAGCCCACGAGAAUAUCGAUAAGACUUCGAAGGCUGCUGAGGUUUUACUGGCCCAAUUCGAUCUUUAUCGUCAGGCAGAGACGAAAAUACUUAGAGGGCCACAUGAGGACUUGGAGAGUUAUCUAGAGGCAAUCGAGCAGCUAAGAAACAAUAUUAAAUUUUUUACCAGCAAAAAGGGCUUUAAAAGUAGUGACGGGGUGCUCAACAAUGCAAAUACUCUGCUUUCUAAAGCUAUUUCAAAGCUAGAAGAUGAGUUCAAGCAGCUAUUAUUAUCUUAUAGCAAACCUGUGGAGCCUGAUCGUCUCUUUGACUGCCUUCCAAACUCAUUGCGACCAUCUUCAGGAUCUCCAGGGCACCAAGGUGACGCUAGCGGGAAGAGUCCUUCCAAUCACCAUUCUGAGCAGCACAAAAGUAAUUUGGAAAAUGCUGUUUACACUCCUCCAGCUCUUAUACCACCUAGGAUUCUGCCACUGCUCCAUGAUUUAGCUCAGCAAAUGGUUCAAGCUGGCCACCACCAGCAGUUGCUCAAAAUUUACAGGGACACUCGUUCUUCAGUUUUGGAAGAAAGCCUCCGAAAAUUGGGAGUUGAAAAACUUAGCAAAGAUGAUGUUCAGAAGAUGCAAUGGGAGGUUUUAGAGGCCAAAAUUGGGAAUUGGAUUCAUUUCAUGCGUAUUGCUGUCAAACUGCUUUUUGCUGGAGAGCGGGUAGUUUGUGAUCAAAUAUUUGAAGGCUUCGAUUCUCUCGCAGAUCAGUGUUUUUCUGAGGUUACUGCAAGUAGUGUUUCAGUGCUACUUAGUUUUGGGGAUGCUAUUGCCAAAAGCAAGAGAUCACCAGAGAAGUUAUUUGUACUUUUGGACAUGUAUGAGAUAAUGCGGGAGCUUCACUCAGAGAUUGAAAUGAAAUUCAAAGGUAAAGCUUGCAGUGAAAUAAGAGAAUCUGCGUUUGGUUUGACAAAACGGCUUGCUCAGACUGCUCAGGAGACUUUUGGAGAUUUUGAAGAAGCUGUUGAAAAGGAUGCAACUAAAACCGCUGUAUCUGAUGGAACUGUCCAUCCUUUGACAAGCUAUGUCAUUAAUUACGUGAAGUUUUUGUUUGACUACCAAUCAACCUUGAAGCAACUUUUCCAAGAGUUUGAUAACAAAGAUGGAACAAGUUCACAGUUGGCUUCCGUAACGACGAGAAUAAUGCAGGCUCUUCAAACCAAUCUGGAUGGAAAAUCUAAGCAGUAUAAAGAUAUUGCUUUGACCCACUUAUUUCUCAUGAAUAAUAUUCAUUACAUGGUCAGAUCUGUUCGUAGGUCAGAAGCCAAGGAUUUGUUAGGGGAUGAUUGGGUGCAAAGACACAGGAGGAUUGUGCAGCAGAAUGCAAAUAGUUACAAAAGGAGUGCUUGGUCAAAGAUUCUUCAGUGCCUCUCUAUCCAAGGCCUAGCCUCAUCCGGGGGUGGGAGUUCGAUGGGUGGUGAUGGAGGAAAUAGUAGCGGAGCUUCAAGAGCAUUGAUCAAAGAGAGGUUCAGGACAUUCAAUAUGCAAUUUGAGGAACUUCAUCAAAAACAAUCUCAGUGGACGGUUCCUGACUCGGAGUUGCGAGAAUCUCUGAGGCUUGCGGUUGCCGAAGUCUUAUUGCCUGCCUACAGAUCUUUUGUAAAACGUUUUGGGCCUAUGGUUGAGAGUGGAAAGAACCCUCAGAAGUACAUCCGGUACACGGCGGAGGAUCUUGAACGAAUGUUGGGUGAAUUUUUCGAGGGAAAGAACUUGAACGAACCCAGACGAUAGAUUUGAACUACUCUCUCUCUCUCUAUGUGAUAAUGAAGAUGAUAUGGUUGACCAUUGGCCUUUGGUGUGUUGCUACAUGUCUCCCUCCCUCUGUGGAUAGUCUUGGUUCAGUUCUAGAGAGGUUCUUUUUACAGUGCAGCCAUCGUGCUACACAACCUUGUAUAGAUUGUACUGCCUGCAUUUGUUUUGUAAAAUUAUGAAUAAAAGAGGGUGACUAUCUUCUUCUUUCACAAAAAGCCCGUGUAUUGCGUUGUGGUGGUUUUCCAGGUGUUUAUUUUAACCAGAUAUAUUUAAGAUUUAGGUUGUCAUACAAGAGCUAUUUCAGUUUCAA